Messenger RNA from Sordaria macrospora k-hell, 513 nucleotides. RefSeq names its product mitochondrial 54S ribosomal mL60 domain-containing protein. The record is from RefSeq and is a predicted model, not a curated record. NCBI's taxonomy places the organism in Eukaryota, Fungi, Ascomycota, Sordariomycetes, Sordariales, Sordariaceae. Gene Ontology annotation, cellular component: mitochondrial large ribosomal subunit. Gene Ontology annotation, molecular function: structural constituent of ribosome.
AUGAUAGGAAGCGCGCUCAGGGUUAGGGUUGGCGAACGGACCCGCGAUUUUUUGGACGGGACUGUGGUUUGGACGACGUCCGCCCGCCGCGCCGAUUCCCGCGAUACCUUCGGGACCCAUUCUGACGAAGCGAACUGGUUGCAGCAGCUCUCCCCCCAAACAUCCACCACACCACCACAAUGUUUGGGGCUUUCAAAUUCACAAACCCCCCUCUCCGGAGGUCUUCUCUGGAAGAUCCCAUGGCGCAUGUCCAAGUUCCAGAAGCUCAGGCAGCGCCGCCGCUUGAGGGCCGUGGACAGCGUUGUCGACACCAUUGAGAACGCCCUCGCCAAAAAGGGAGAGACUGUCAAGGCGGUGCAACGCUGGAGGGCUGAGAUGCCCACCGAGGCCGAGAUGCUGCCCAAGGACAAGUACACCGUCUUCGCCCGUAACGAGAAGAGGUAUCGCAAGGGCAUUCACAAGGUUCCCAAGUGGACCCGUGUCUCCCAGAGAGUCAACCCUCCUGGUUACUAA